AUGGGGAGGGCCUUCGAGCUUAUGUCAGUCAUUGCUUCCUAUCGUCGUGCUCCGCAUCCACGCAACACCAGAGACUGAGACUGAGAGAGAGAGUCAUGGCCGAGUUUAAGUCCUUUUGCGAGCAACUCUCGAAGAUUGAGCUGCACGCGCAUCUCACAGGCAGUAUCCGUCGCGGAUGCCUUCACGAGAUAUGGCUCGACAGGAAGGAGAAGGACCCUGCGUUCGAGCUGCAGGACCCGUUGGAAGUCAUCCCGGCCGACGGGGUGACCGAUAUCAUGGCCUUUUUCCCGCUGUUCUCGAAAUACAUCUACCACCUCUGCAACGACGUGGCCACGGUAGGGCGGUCUACCACCUCCGUCCUGCACGAUUUCCAUAAUGACGGCGUGGUGUACCUGGAGCUGCGGACCACCCCACGGCACAACGCCGCGACGGGCCUGACGAAGACGGCCUAUGUCGAGACCGUCCUGCGAACCAUCGCCGAGUUUCCGGGCGCCAUGAAGACCAACCUGAUCCUCUCCGUCGACCGCCGCGACAGCCUCGAGACGGCGACGGAAACAGUCGAUCUCGCCAUCCGCUAUCGCAACGCGGGAGUAGUCGGCGUCGACCUCUGCGGCGACCCAACUAAAGGCGAACCGCACGUCUUCCGCACGAUCUUCGCACGCGCCAAGUCAGCCGGUCUGGGGCUGACACUGCACUUCGCGGAGAUCGCGGCGACGUCGAGCGACGCCGAGCUGGAAACGCUGCUGUCGUUCGGCCCCGACCGGAUCGGCCAUGUGAUCCACGUGUCAGACCACAUAAAGCGCAGGAUCGCAACCAUGGACCCAAAGCCGACGCUCGAACUGUGCAUCUCUUGCAACGUCCAGGUCGGCCUGGAUCCGAGGGUGCAGGAACAUCGCGAUCACCAUUUCGGUGAGUGGUGGAGGGAGGGGACGAAUCCGAUCGUUGUCUGUACGGACGACGUGGGAAUCUUCAGUACGUCAUGCUCGAACGAGUAUUUGCUGGUGGCGACGCACUUUGGGCUGUCAGAGCAGCAGCUCUGGGAGCUGGCAUUCGGCGCGGUCAAUUCAAUUUUUGCCGACGAUGUAACGAAGACGCGACUGUGUGAGAUUUUCCUGUCGUGGAGGGAAAAUAACAUGUAAUUCAUGCAUGUACUUGUACACACCAUUUAUUUAUCAGUCAUCGUGGUAUUGAUGGUGUUGGUGUUGUUGUGUAGUAGUAGCGUCGUUAGUGUUGUUACGCAUAUAUGUACUGAGUGGGUCAUCUCUCAUAAAGCAAGUCAAGUUUUCACCAGU
Messenger RNA from Tricharina praecox, 1292 nucleotides. RefSeq lists its product as uncharacterized. The record is from RefSeq and is a predicted model, not a curated record. Lineage: Eukaryota; Fungi; Ascomycota; Pezizomycetes; Pezizales; Pyronemataceae. The coding region runs from base 96 to 1139 and encodes 347 amino acids. Gene Ontology annotation, molecular function: adenosine deaminase activity. Gene Ontology annotation, biological process: inosine biosynthetic process; adenosine catabolic process. The transcript has 5 exons.